Messenger RNA from Drosophila virilis, 842 nucleotides. It is a transcript of the gene Gnpnat, whose product is annotated as glucosamine 6-phosphate N-acetyltransferase. The record is from RefSeq and is a predicted model, not a curated record. Gene Ontology annotation, biological process: UDP-N-acetylglucosamine biosynthetic process. Gene Ontology annotation, molecular function: glucosamine 6-phosphate N-acetyltransferase activity; monosaccharide binding. NCBI's taxonomy places the organism in Eukaryota, Metazoa, Arthropoda, Insecta, Diptera, Drosophilidae. Gene Ontology annotation, cellular component: endoplasmic reticulum; Golgi apparatus; endoplasmic reticulum-Golgi intermediate compartment.
CGAACGCUUAGCUGUUGUCUGUGCUCUGACUGCGCCGCAUUCUGGCUGUCAACCUUAUCAACUGCUGACGUUGGCCUUUUUCGUAGACUUCGAAAAUGGUGCAAUAUACGCAGGAAACGUAUCUCUACGAUCCGAGCGUGUUGCUCAAGCUCGACUUUCAUCGCAGCCCAGCCAAAUUUCAGCCCUUCAUCUCUGCUGCCAAUCCAGGUGAAACGUGGCUGCAGGUGCGUCCGCUGAAGGAUACGGACUAUGAUCGCGGAUUUCUGCAGCUGCUGUCACAGCUUACGCAUGUGGGCAAUGUAACACGCACACAAUUUCUGACACGCUUCUCGCAGAUGAAGGCCAGCGGCGAUUACUAUGUGACAGUCAUUGAGGAUACGCGCAAGGGCGAGAUUAUUGGUGCUGCCUCGCUCAUCAUUGAGCGCAAGUUUAUACACAAUUGCUCAGUGCGCGGUCGCCUAGAGGAUGUGGUGGUCAAUGACACCUAUCGCGGCAAGCAGCUGGGCAAGCUAAUUGUGGUCACCGUGUCGCUGCUGGCCGAGCAACUGGGCUGCUAUAAAAUGUCGCUCGACUGCAAGGAUAAACUUAUCAAGUUCUAUGAAACGUUGGGCUAUGUGCUUGUACCCGGCAACUCCAAUUCCAUGACCAUACGCUACGAUGAGGAUGCGUCGGCGUUGAAACGUAACACCACCUCCACGGCUGUCACUGGCGAUGCCUGCCAAACAGUUGUUGUUAUAAUGCCCUUCAAGAGCACGUUCAUCAAGUAGACAUAAUUUUCUAAAAAUAUAAAUAUCUGAAAUAUAUACAUAUAAAGUAAUUAAGAAUUAACAAUACCAACAAGA